Molecule: messenger RNA, 378 nt
Organism: Zea mays
Lineage: Eukaryota; Viridiplantae; Streptophyta; Magnoliopsida; Poales; Poaceae
Source: the annotation of a RefSeq genome assembly
AUGCCUACAAAAAAUCAAUUGAUUCGUCAUGGUAGAGAAGAAAAACGGCGCACGGACCGUACUCGAGCUUCGGAUCAAUGUCCCCAGAAGCAAGGAGUAUGCCUGCGUGUUUCGACGAGAACACCGAAAAAACCUAAUUCAGCUCUACGUAAGAUAGCAAAAGUACGGUUGAGCAAUCGACAUGAUAUAUUUGCUCACAUUCCAGGCGAAGGUCAUAAUUCGCAGGAACAUUCUAUAGUCUUAGUCAGAGGGGGUAGAGUGAAAGAUUCGCCAGGUGUGAAAUCCCAUCGUAUUCGAGGAGUAAAGGAUUUGCUGGGAAUUCCGGAUCGUAGAAAGGGAAGAUCUAAAUAUGGCGCAGAAAGACCAAAAUCUAAAUGA